AGAGUGUCAAGGAAGGCGAAGACACCGCACGCAAGGUGUUGCAUCAUCCUUAUGGCAUGUCAGCAAGUUUGAUGGGAUUGCGGCCUGCGAACAACAAUGGUACUUGGAAUUAGCCGUUGGCGCAACAUCGGGUUUCUGCAUAAAGCCAUUCUGAAAUCACUCACAGCAAAGACAUCACCUUUUGGAGCACGUGUGUUGGGAAUCCAAGGAGGAAAGGUCAGAUUGUGAUUCAGUCAUCUCUUUAUCAAUGAUUGAGGGUCAACGCGUCUUUUACUCAACGGCAGGCACCAUCACAAGAUUCCAGCAGCGGGAAACAGGGCAGGAGUGACCAAGGUUGUGGUUGACACGCGUGCCUUCCCAAACUUCAACAUGCCUCCCAAUUUUGAUUUUGCAAUGAAUUUGGACAUGGAUCCUGAACUGCGCGACUUUUACUAUAAUAACAACAAUAAUCAGAACAACAACGCCUCCUUUUCGCAACCAAACCUGCAAUACCAUCCUCAAGGUCACCUAGGACAUUCUCAACCUCACCAUCACCCUCAUCAUCAGAUCCAGGCCCAGGCCCAGCCUCAGCCUCAGGCUCGGCCACCCUCUCAGCCUCGACCUCAACCAUCUCCUCAAUACUAUUCCCAUCAACCUUCUCAGGCUAUUAUUGCUCCACAGGCUUCACAGCCUUAUCUUUCAUCUGGUGAAAACCAGUUGCCCUUCCAAUAUCUACCACAAUUUCAACCACAGCCCCGGAAUCAACCUCAACAACAGGAGUAUCAAUUCCAUCCACAGGCAUAUCCUCAACAACCCACACAGAACCUAAAUUAUCCCUCUUAUUAUCAAGCCAGCCCUCCAAAAUACCAAGCUGAUUUCAAUCAAUACUCCCAACCCGUCCUACACCAGCAGCAAGCCCCCAGGCCAAAUCCAGUCCAGCAACAUCACCAGCACAACCUCCAUCAACCCCAACAUCAACCUCAACCGCAGCCAUACCUACAAACACAUUCUGCUCAGCCACAACCCUUUUCCCAAUCGCAAACGCCUACAACCCAAUAUCAAACACGGCCCACGCAUCCUCCACAACAGCCAAAACGCCCUUCUCCUCAGUUCGGUCAUCAACCGCCUAGGCAGCCUUCCCCAAAUGUAACCCGUCAUCCACCUCCUCAGUCUUCACCUCGAGUGAAACAAGAUACAACCCAUCAACCCCAAAAGACCGUUCGACCCCCUCCCCCUCCUUCUCCUUUGCCAAAGCACAAUCAAAGUUCCCCUUUACCAAUGUUAGGUAACACAAUCGAGGUCGUUAUCCCGUCUCAUCAACAAAUCUCAUCACAAGCCAAUCAAAGGUCAUCCGCGCAAGCACCACCUGCGACCCCUCAGCCUCCGAAAUCUUCGUCUCAGCAGUCGUCAGAUUCUACUAAACCGCCACAGACCAUUUCCCAGCCUUCUGACUCCAUUCGUGGACAGAAUGCUGCCCAACAUCAGCCGGUUAAUGGGUCACAUCUCCAACCCUCCAACAACCAACACCCUCAAACCGUCUCAAUGAGCCAAUUGGAGAAAAAGCCCUCGCUUCCGAUCGCUUCGACGUCAAAGCCCCAACACAUCAUGAUCCCAACACCAAAGCCACUGCCUCGAAUCCUACAGUCCGUUGAGAUCAAAUCCAGGCCAAAAUCACCAACGAUCAAGGAGCCACCACCCGGAGAUUCUCCCGCGCCCGAGUGGCCAGAACCUGACUAUAAGACGGCGUUGAUGUACGUUGCUGAUGAUCUUCUCGAUUCUGCUCGGACUCAACCUGGUAACAAUCCACAAUACUAUGACAAGAUUGCUGCUGUCAUUACAUGCCUCCAGGCCCUGCUUACCAAAACCAAGCUACAACCUCUGGAACUAGUGCAGGUUUCAUUACACUACUCCCAAGUUCUUUACGAUGAGACUGAGAAUUACGAUGACGCUGAAACACAGUUGGUGAAAGCAAUCGAGAUUGCGGGACGCCAUAAGCUGAUUGACCACAAAUACGAGAUGCAACUGUUACUUUCCAAAGUUCUCUAUGAAUCAAAACCCAAGGCUGCUAUGAGAGAAAUUCAGAGGAUCAUCGAGGACAUUGAGGCUUACCACCACACCGCCUGGUUGUACGUUUUCCGGUGGCAGCAUGCCAUCUUCGCUUCCAUGUCUUCUCCGAUUGGAGAACUUCACGGCGCUGUAUCUCAAGUCCAGAAGAUGGCGUCUCUCGCCAAGAGACAUUCGGACUCUGCAGUCAUGGCCCUAGCCAGUGUGAUGGAAGCCCAGUUUCAUCUGUCGAGCUCCAGUCAUGAUUCAAUCACCAACGCACAAAAUGCUUUGGCAACUGCACGCUCCAUGCAGCUGGAUGUUUCCAUCAAAGACAUUCCACAGCUCACGCUCCUCGUGGCUUUGAUUGAUCUUGCAUGCAGUCUGCAUGAAUUUCAAGUCGUGGAGGCUGACAGAAAGAGCAAGGAGAUCAAAGAACUCUUUUACGAAUGUAAAGCUCAUGAAAAUUGGCGGAAUGAUAAUUACAUCUACCUGCCAGUGUCCCAAGAGUCAAUUGCAGGCACCACGACCCAGACUAGCAGGCAUCUUGUCGAGAGAAAAGGAAAAUACUACCUAAAAUUCGAAUGGCUUGGAAAAUCAGAGGUGGAGGUUCUCAUCUAUUUACUAUGCGCAAACAGUGUCGCCCAUCGAAAUUCUGUCAAUGGAGAGAAGGCUGAGGGUUAUGCACAAGGUGGACUCGAUCUCCUACGUGCUUUGCAAGAGCGCAAUCUUGCGGGCCCGUACGUACAGAUCCAACACAUCCAAAUCAGGCAUCGAUUAUUGGAGGCACAUCUCUUGUUCACCUUGAGUUUCUUGAUGGCAUCUAAAGGCAGCUGGGAGGCAACCUGGAAAUAUCUGUCACAGAUCACCGCCAUCUUGGACGAAUUGAAAGACGACUUUCCCAUCAACAUGAGAGUUUGUCUAGCGUACUUGAAAGGAUCAACUCUACAGGGACUAGGCAAGUUGAGUGCCGCUAUGGAAACUUACCAGUCGCCAGAACUUCAGUUCAAGCCACAGCAAUCAUCUCCAUCUUUGCACGCAACAUCUUCAAGACAUCAAUCUCGACCUAGUCAUACUGAAUCCGACAUUACCCGAUGUUUCACCCUUCUUGCCGCUAUGAAUUCCGCUUUCAUAAUGCAGGAUCCCAAUCAUCCCCAAAACAGCCAAGUUCCUUCUCUGAUCCAUGGUCUCCAGCCGGCCGUCGAAAACUGUGGAAACAAAGCCAUUCGGGCGUACUACGAGUUGGUGAUAUCGGCUUUGGUACAUAAAUCCAUCCAAGUCAAACAUCAUCUCCGAGCAUCUCUGGACGCCGGAAAAGAAAUCGGCAGUCUGCAGAUCACGACGCUGGCCUUGAUUUGUAUGCAAGACCGAGCAUUCAAAGGCCAGGUUGAGGAGCGGGCGGUGAAGUGCGCGCGGGCAGCCGGGUCUCAAGCCAAGUCCUGGAAGGAACCACUAUGGACUCACGUGGCCCUAGGGUAUGAGGCAGACAGUCUGGAAAUCAAUGGUUUCGCAAAGACGGCGGUCCAGCGACGGGAGGAAUCUGAGCAAGCGUGGGAUAGACUCCCGGAGGAUGUGAAAAGGAUCAAACGAAGUGUUGAUGUUUGAACCGUGAAAUUUGGUCAGUGCAUUGUUUGCGGAGCAGGAUACUCAGGGAGUGAGCGUGUCAAAAGAUUUCCAUCAAGACAAUGAUGAAUGAUCAUUUGUACUCUAGCUGGAUUGGUGACAAAUAUGACUGGCAAUUGAGCCAAGUGUAACUGUCUUGAAGACUACCAGACAAAACAAUUGGACGAAAAGAUUCAGGG
Molecule: messenger RNA, 3824 nt
Organism: Exophiala mesophila
Lineage: Eukaryota; Fungi; Ascomycota; Eurotiomycetes; Chaetothyriales; Herpotrichiellaceae
Exons: 1
Coding region: 370-3627 (1085 amino acids)
Biological process (GO): mitotic sister chromatid cohesion; maintenance of mitotic sister chromatid cohesion
Cellular component (GO): chromatin; SMC loading complex
Molecular function (GO): double-stranded DNA binding
Source: RefSeq, a predicted model, not a curated record